UUCUACAAUUAAAUUCAUUACGAAUGACAUUAUAAACCUAUCAAUAUAAAUGACACAACAGAUGCAUCAGAGAGUUUCUGUCAAAUACGAAAACUAUUCAAACCGAAAAAAAUACUCGUGAAGAAGAAAGAGACUUGGCAAUAUGGUAAAAAAAAAGCCACGAUUAGAACGUGAUAAAAGACUGCUUCAAUUUACCGACCAUGAUGCUUAUUUGGACAGCUUCAUCACCAAACAGGACCGCUGCUUCCUACAGAACUUACACGUGUGUAGGAGGUUUUCGGAGCUAGGUUACCGAAAUUGGGAAGAAACCUUGUCCAAAGAAGCGUUCGAAAAGAGGUACGAUACAGUCAUGGACUAUGUGAAUCCAGAAUUUAUUCCUUAUGUACUUGUGAGCGAGAAGACUCUGUGUCCAGAUGAAAUACACAAGGAAUUGGCGAAAAGAGAACGGUCGAAUAGGUUGGGUAUAAUGUCCACCAUCAUACACAUCAGACACGAAACGGAAACUGGACACGAAGUUUCCGGAUAUAUAGAUUAUGGCGAACGUAUUGAAGGUGAAAAUUGGAGAAGUUUCUUCGAAGGAAGAAAACGAAUAUUUCCAAACAGCAAAGACCUUGGAUUUUACCACUGGAAAUAUGGAAAAUCACGCAGCAACGAUUCUGUCAAUUACAAAAUAUAUACAGACCCCUAUAAUGGCUUACGGUUUCAAAAUAGAUUCGACAGAAAAUUUAUAAAUGUAAAUCCUUUCGUACAUCCUGGUGAGAACACAGUAAGAGUAAGAGUGAAAUCUAAUUUAUAUAAGCAUGUUAUACUUUUUGACCAUCUAGUUCGUCAGAGAGUAUAAUUUUAUGGAAUAUAGAAUCAUAUACGAUAGAUAUCAAGCACAAAUGUACUCUAUUUAGUAAUAAUUAUAUCAUUUUAUAUUGUAAGAUAUUUCAAGAAAUAAAUAUAUUAUAUUUGAA
Molecule: messenger RNA, 959 nt
Organism: Harmonia axyridis
Lineage: Eukaryota; Metazoa; Arthropoda; Insecta; Coleoptera; Coccinellidae
Product: cilia- and flagella-associated protein 299-like
Exons: 2
Coding region: 143-841 (232 amino acids)
Source: RefSeq, a predicted model, not a curated record